CCACAAAAACCAAAUUGGAAUCUAAUUUUCAAGUCCGUCUCGAACGCAGAGAACACCCAAAAAAAAAAAAAAAAAAUGAUCUUCUUCUUUGAGUGGCUCCGAGCUUCACUAUGGUGUUGUGAUCUCAUAGCCUAAAUCUUAACCGUCUAUCUGGAUGGGCCAGUCAACUUCGACGGCUGCCAUUUCCAGCCGCCGUGAUAUCAAUCACAGCAAUCGACCUAAGUCGAAAUCAACGGCCCUGAUCUGCCCGAUGCAACCCCUCGAAGAUAACGAUGACAACGAGAUUAUCGAUGGUGGCGAUCCUGACUAUAUCUCUGAGCUGCCUGAUGAGUGCUUGGCUUGUAUAUUUCAGUCUCUGAACUCCGCUGACCGGAAACGCUGCUCUCUGGUUUGUCACCGGUGGUUUCGGGUCGAAGGUCAGAGUCGCCACCGACUUUCUCUCAACGCACAGUCGGAACUUUACCCGCUGAUAGAUUCUCUGUUUUCGCGGUUCGAUUCCGUGACGAAGCUCGCUUUGAAGUGCGACCGUAGAUCCGCGAGUAUCUGCGACGACGCGCUCGUGCAGAUCUCGCGCAAGUGCCGGAACCUCACGCGCCUCAAGCUCCGCGCGUGUCGCGAAUUGACCGACGCGGGGAUGGAUGCCUUUGCGAAGAACUGCAAGGCCUUGAAGAAGCUCUCGUGUGGAUCCUGUACUUUCGGAGCUAAAGGUAUGAACGCCGUGCUCGAAAACUGUUCGUCUCUUGAAGAACUCUCCGUGAAACGCUUACGUGGCAUCACCGACGGAGCCACGGCUGAGCCGAUCGGUCCCGGCGCGGCGGCUUCGUCUCUCAAAACGAUUUGCUUGAAGGAACUCUAUAACGGUCAGUGUUUCGGUCCCCUAAUUACAGGAGCAAAAAACUUGAAAACUUUGAAGCUGUAUCGGUGCUCCGGCGAUUGGGAUAAGCUUCUUCAAUCGGUCACAGAACACGUUACGAGCUUAAUCGAAAUCCACCUCGAGCGUCUUCAAGUCAGCGAUGUCGGUCUUUUGGCGAUCUCGAAUUGUUCAGAUCUGGAAAUUCUUCACCUCGUGAAAACGCCCGAGUGCACAAAUAUCGGACUCUUAUCGCUCUCCGAACGUUGCAAGCACUUGCGGAAGCUUCACAUUGAUGGUUGGAAGGCGAAUCGAAUCGGAGACGAUGGCUUAAUCGCGGUAUCGAAAAACUGUGGUAAUCUUCAGGAAUUGGUUCUCAUCGGUGUGAAUCCAACGAAGCAAAGCUUGGAAUCUCUAGCUACGAAUUGCAAGAAUCUAGAGCGCUUAGCUUUAUGUGGAAGCGAAACCGUUGGUGACCCUGAGAUUUCGUGCAUUGCGGCAAAAUGUAUAGCAUUGAAGAAGCUUUGUAUAAAAAGCUGCCCUGUAUCCAAUCAAGGCCUGGAAGCCUUAGCCAAUGGCUGCCCUAGUUUGGUGAAAGUGAAGCUCAAGAAAUGUAGAGCAGUAACUAUGGAAGGCGCUGAAUGGUUGAAAAAUAAUAGAGAAUCACUUGCUGUGAAUUUGGACAAUGGUGAGACUGAGCAGCAGGAUGCGAGUGCAAGUGAUGGAGCACAAGAAAACGCCGGCGCGGCCGAAUUCCCGCCUCCUGCAGUGCCUAGCCAAAUGGCUGCGGCCGCGGCAGCUGCUGUGGCGGCGAAUAAUAUGGCGAGAAGUACGAGCCGUUCGAGCUCGAUGAAGUGGAGAUUAGGGCUAUUAAGUGGGAGGGGUUUCGUGGCUUGUACUUUGAGAAGGUGGUCAAGUGCUAACAGCAAUGGUCGGGGUAUUUAGGUUGAUGUCUGGUCUAAUUUACAUUGUUUUGUGUUGUAUGAUCUGAUUCUGUCUUUCUCUCUUUAUCUUAAUGUAUUUAAUUUAAUUUCUGUGUGUUCUGUUUAUUGCGCUUAUUUUGAAUUGAAUCUUCACUGUUGCAAUUGGUAAUCAUACUUUUCUCAAUUCUCUUUUUA
Molecule: messenger RNA, 1968 nt
Organism: Quercus robur (English oak)
Lineage: Eukaryota; Viridiplantae; Streptophyta; Magnoliopsida; Fagales; Fagaceae
Product: F-box protein At1g47056-like
Exons: 1
Coding region: 155-1795 (546 amino acids)
Biological process (GO): SCF-dependent proteasomal ubiquitin-dependent protein catabolic process
Cellular component (GO): SCF ubiquitin ligase complex
Molecular function (GO): protein binding
Source: RefSeq, a predicted model, not a curated record